AGAGGACAGUUGUAGUAAGCGAAGUAUGGCUUCGUCGUCGGGCAGCGGCUUGACAUUCAAGCUGCACCCGUUGGUGAUCGUGAACAUAUCAGACCACUAUACGCGAGUGAAGUCCCAGGCACAGCCUCCUCACAGUAGCAGCAAUGGAGGCUGGUCGCCGCCUCCUCAACCGCCAAGGGUAUUUGGCUGUGUGAUCGGAAUCCAGCGAGGUAGAACGGUCGAGAUACUCAACAGCUUCGAGCUCCUUUACGACCCUUCCACCGAGUCCCUCGACCGAUCCUUUCUCGAGAAGAAGCAAGAGCUCUAUAAGAAGGUAUUUCCAAAUUUCUAUAUUCUUGGUUGGUAUUCCACGGGAAGUGAUGUACAGGAGUCGGACAUGCAUAUCCACAAAGCUUUGAUGGAUAUUAAUGAGAGCCCAGUUUAUGUUAUUCUCAAUCCUGCUAUCAAUCAUUCACAAAAGGACCUCCCUGUGACCAUCUAUGAAAGUGAGUUGCAUGUAAUAGAUGGGAUUCCUCAGCUGAUUUUUGUUCGUUCAAGCUACACUAUUGAGACUGUAGAGGCAGAAAGAAUCUCAGUUGAUCAUGUUGCACAUCUUAAACCAUCUGAUGGAGGAUCAGCUGCAACUCAGUUGGCUGCGCAUCUCACUGGCAUUCAUAGUUCCAUCAAGAUGUUGAAUAGUAGAAUCAGGGUUCUUCAUAAUUAUCUUCUCACCAUGCAAAGAGGUGAUAUUCCUUUGGAGGACUCAUUAUUGAGGCAGGUUUCUAGCCUUCUGAGAAGAUUACCAGCAAUUGAAUCUGGGAAAUUUCGAGAUGAUUUUCAGAUGGAAUACAAUGACACUCUACUUAUUACAUACCUGGCCAUGUUGACCAAUUGUUCGAGCACCAUGAAUGAGCUGGUCGACAAAUUUAACACUGCAUAUGACAGGCAUAGUCGGAGGGGGGGCCGGAUGGCUUUUAUUUGAUGGUUAUUCACUUGCUGUGUUAAGGUGAACCAAAGAAAGUAAAGCAAGGAAUUCUGCAGAUGGAGCUAGAUGUUAUUUUGUCAGCUAUACUUCGCGUCGGAGCAGGGUUGGAGGAACUUGUGAUAUUCAAUCAGGUUCCUUGAYGUUGAUUAUGGCGAUUGCAUUCUUGGGAAUGCUUACGUUUUUGGAUGACAGUAAGUUUAUUAUUUCUAGGUUUAACAAUAUUGCAUUUACUUGUAUUAAUAGAAGGUUUAAUUGAGCUGCUCUUGAGUAUCUGAGCAGGCAUAAUGUUUUUUUGAUGAGCGUACGUUGUGAUGGCAUAGUCCAGUAGUUCACCAUCCAGGAUGGUGAAUGAUCCUUGUCCUGACGUCUCCUUCUGUUAAUAUACAAGUUAUUUUAUUCUAAAAAAGAACCGUGUGAAGUUCUGACCAGUUGGGAACUUUCAACA
Molecule: messenger RNA, 1409 nt
Organism: Nelumbo nucifera (sacred lotus)
Lineage: Eukaryota; Viridiplantae; Streptophyta; Magnoliopsida; Proteales; Nelumbonaceae
Product: COP9 signalosome complex subunit 6a-like
Biological process (GO): protein deneddylation
Cellular component (GO): COP9 signalosome
Molecular function (GO): metallopeptidase activity; protein binding
Source: RefSeq, a predicted model, not a curated record